UAUAAGUUUCUUCAGAUCUUCUUAUUCUGUACACUUCUGAAGCCUUCAUCAACACUGACAUUUCGCACAUUGCAGAGAUCAGAGGUGACACAGAACAACGGAAAAACAUUUCACAAAAUUAACUGGCAGCCCUCUCUCAGUUAAUUUUUUUAAUUUCAGCAUGGAUUUCGACUACCAAACAAUAAAGGAUGCUGAAAACCAAAAGCGUGCAGAGAUCCUGCAGGCACUGCCCAUCCCACACAGAAGCCUGGUGCAGAGCAGCAGUAGGUCUCAGUCUCCUCCUCUUUGCCGAGCUCCUCCGGUCAAACCCAGGAGAAGCCUAAAAGCACGACCUAUUAUGCAAGAAAAGAGCAUGUCCCUAAUGACCAUGUCUCUGAGCAACACCUCAGUAGCUCUGGAGCCCCUUUCCACCGCUUUGCGUGCACACACCCUUCUGUGGUUCGAAACAUCCCAGAUGCCUCGUCUGCGCCGGCCUGGUCAGCCCCUUCCCUGCUGGUUGCAUGGUUUCACGACUCGCAGGGAGGCUGAAGAAUUGCUGAGGGACACAGUGCAGGGAUGCUUUCUGCUGAGACUGAGUGAAACCAAGAUUGGAUUUGUCCUUUCUUAUAGGGGCAAAGACAGGUGUCGGCAUUUCAUCAUUGAGGAAGAGAGUGACGGGGGGACUGGCGGAGGGGGCUGCUACCUCAUUGCUGGGGAGGAGAGCCGCCACAGCAGCCUGCAGGACCUAGUCGACUACUACACUCAGCACCCAGUUGGACCUUUCGAUGAAGUACUCACCAUACCCUUUGUCAAGACUGGUGGAGACAGCAAAGAACCUCUGUUGGAGACAGUGGGGGGACAGGACUUGUCAUGUGGUGGUGCAGAUGGAGGUGACAGAUCAGAUGCUUCAUCAGCCCCUCUGGCCAUCACACCUGCCCUUACUUCCACAGAUACCCCUGUGCCCCCUGCCAGCGAGACGGAGCAGUACGCAGUGGUAAAGAAGGGUUUGAGGAAGUCUUACUCUCUACCUGACAACAGCCCCGAGGCAAACUCUGCGUCGCUCAGUCUGCAGGUCCCAGACGCAGAUCCUACCAACUCUCCAUCUUUCUCAACAAGGCUAGAUGAUGCCAGGGCCGAGAACAGUGUGGAUGUACCGUAUGCACGGGUGAACAAAGCCCCUCGGGCUCCAUCUGCUGCAGCCACAAACUAUGUAAACAUACCUACAGUGGCCCAAGAGGGCCCCCCCUCUCCCUCCAGUGAAUCAGCAGCGGAGCAGAAGUACUGGGAGAUGGUGCCUUUGCACACGUAUGAGGAGACAAGUCACUUGAUACAGCAAGCAGAGUCACGUGAUCACAUUGACUUCUAUGCCAUGGGAGGAAGGCAGACCGCGGAGGAGAGUGCAGAAAAACACCAUUUGUACUCUGAAAUCAAUCUGAAAGUGAGAGAUGUUCCAGCACCAGUGCAAAUCCCUGGAAGGUCUGUCCCUGAUCUGCCCCAGAGACCCCCUCCCAGGACUGCAAACUGUAAUUCAAGAUACAAUGGAACUGUACAGAGACUGGAUGGAAACAUAACGCUGGACCAGCCACUUCAUUCUAGGAUCCCCAUCCCCCCUGUUCCGGAGAGACCUCUUCCUGAUCCACACUCAUCCAUUUAUGAGCAAAUUCCAGAUAAGGGUUUUUCAUCCAGACUGGAAAAAAAACAAACAAAAAACUGAAUAGUCUACAAUCAAAUCUUCCUUUAAACAAGAUAGGAGGAAUCUUUUGGGAUCGCACUUUGAAGCUGCAUUGGGUGCAGUUGUACAGAUUAUGUGUUUUCACACGUAGUUUUCAUUUCAGUGAUCCACACAUUGGUUGUAGACUACAAAGGUAUUCCAUUUUCAUAUUUAUGUAAAUGUCCUAAAUCCUCAGUUUCUUUAUGCUACAACCAAAAACUCAGUGGAAAAUUGUUAUAUUGCAUUUGCCUACUUUUUUCUCAAAACUUUUUUUUUGCUCUUGCUUUUAAUGACCAAUUUAGAGGUUAUAUCCCAGAGAUACCUGUGAAUACACAGUACUGUUGGGAGAAUUCUCCAGUUUUAAUUUUUAUUUUUGAGGUUUUCAUAACAAUCAUAAACUAGACUAUAAAAUCUGACAUUUGUCUUUUAACCAGGCCACAAAAACCACAACAGACUGUCAUGGUCACACCGGAAGGAACAACAGCAGCAACAACAGUAACUAUUCUAAAAUAAAAAAUAGAUGAUGAUUAUUAUUAU
Scleropages formosus (Asian bonytongue) is the source of this 2227-nucleotide messenger RNA. RefSeq names its product SH2 domain-containing protein 2A. The record is from RefSeq and is a predicted model, not a curated record. The transcript is spliced from 10 exons. NCBI's taxonomy places the organism in Eukaryota, Metazoa, Chordata, Actinopteri, Osteoglossiformes, Osteoglossidae. Gene Ontology annotation, cellular component: cytoplasm. Bases 161 to 1693 code for a protein of 510 amino acids.